UGGCCACGUGAUUUCGAUACAUUAGAGGAUUAGAGAUCAACUCAACUCACCCACUUUCAUUGAAAUACAAUCCCACUUAACAGUUUUUUCAAAGGAAUUUUACUAUACGGACACACACUUUACUGUUACUGUUGAUCAUCUAAAUAAAUUUACACCAUCAAUCAUAUGCACCAAACUUGUGUACUACUUUUAUGUGGGCUUGCUGUGUUUAUAGCUAAGUAGGGGAAGAUCUGAGUUACUCAACAUGGAUGGCAAUAAGACCAUAGUAUGGUUUAGAAGGGACCUUAGGAUUGAGGACAAUCCUGCUUUAGCAGCUGCUGCUAGGGGUGGUAGUGUCUUUCCUGUCUAUAUAUGGUGCCCUAAAGAAGAAGAACAAUUCUACCCUGGUCGAGUAUCAAGGUGGUGGUUAAAGGAGUCUCUUGCCCACUUGGGGCAAUCCCUAAAGUCUCUUGGGGCUGAACUUGUGUUGAUCAAAACCCAGAGUACUCUUGCUGCUCUUAUGGAGUGCAUCAAUGCAGUAAAGGCAACAAAAGUCGUAUUUAACCAUCUUUACGAUCCUGUUUCGCUUGUUCGUGACCACAGCAUUAAAGAAAAACUGGUGGAGCUUGGCAUUUCAGUUCAGAGCUAUAAUGGUGAUUUGUUGUAUGAACCUUGGGAAAUAUAUGAUGAAAGAGGGGAUGCUUUUACAACUUUUGAUCCCUAUUGGGACAAAUGUUUGCACAUGCAAAUGGAACCUGUUUCAGUUCUUCCUCCAUGGCGUUUAAUGCAAGUGGCAGGAAAGGUUGAAAAUUGUUCUAUCGAGGAGUUAGGUCUUGAAAAUGAAUCUGAAAAAUCAAGUAAUGCCUUAUUAGGACGAGGAUGGUCUCCCGGUUGGAGCAAUGCUGACAAAGUUCUGACUGAGUUUGUUGAACAACACCUCCUUCACUAUUCAAAGAACAGACAAAAGCUUGGAGGGAAUGCCACUUCACUUUUGUCUCCAUAUCUCCAUUUUGGAGAGCUAAGUGUGAGGAAAGUUUUCCAGUGUGUGCGAAUGAAGCAGCUACUAUGGGCAAAAGAAGAGAACUUAGAAGGGAAAGACAGUGUGGUUCUUUUUCUUCGGGCCAUGGGGCUUAGGGAAUACUCCCGUUACAUUUGUUUUAACUUUCCAUUCAGUCAUGAGAGAUCAUUGUUGGGCAAUUUAAAAUAUUUUCCUUGGCAUGCUGAUCUGGGCAAUUUUAAGGUUUGGAGACAGGGUCGGACUGGUUACCCAUUGGUGGAUGCUGGAAUGAGGGAGCUUUGGGCAACAGGUUGGAUACACAACCGAAUUAGAGUGAUUGUUUCAAGUUUUGCUGUGAAGUUUCUGCUUCUCCCAUGGAGAUGGGGAAUGAAAUAUUUCUGGGACACACUUUUGGAUGCGGAUUUGGAAAGUGAUAUUCUUGGCUGGCAGUAUAUUUCUGGCAGCUUACCAGAUGGCCAUGAACUUGAACGAUUAGAUAGCCCAGAGAUUCAAGGGUCUAAAUUUGACCCAGAAGGUGAAUACGUGAGACAAUGGCUGCCUGAGCUGGCUAGAAUGCCGACCGAGUGGAUCCAUCAUCCUUGGGAUGCACCUGUUGCUGUUCUUAAAGCUGCUGGGGUUGAGCUGGGAUUAAACUAUCCGAAACCGAUAAUAGACUUAGACUUAGCUAGAGAACGUUUAACGCAAGCAAUAUUCAAAAUGUGGGAAAUGGAAGCUGCUUCCAGGGCCACAAACUCAAGUGAGCCAAAUGAAGUUGUUAUAGAUAAUUCUGAUAGUGUUCAAGCUUCAGCCAUUCCAGAGGUUGGCAUAAUAAGGGAAAGGACUCCUUGUCCUUCAAUUUCAUCUAAUGAUCAGAAGGUGCCCUCUUUUCAAAUUGGCAAGAGUAAUCCAACUUGUAGGAAGAGACCAAAAGAUGUGGAAGAAGAAAGGCCGCACAUAAAUGUUUUGCAUGAUCACAACAACAAUGCUGGGAAUGCAAGAACGGAUGAAGAUUUGUGCUCCACAGCUGAAUCUUCAGCAGCUAAGAAGCAGAGCACAAGCAACAUUUCAUUUUCUGUUCCUCAGCCUUGUUCUUCAUCAAAAGUCAAGCCUUCACAGGAGUAUGACUACUCGGAGUUCAAGCGACCAUGGCUAGCACAAAUUGACAUGGAACAGAGUUCAGGCAAGGGAGGAGCUACGUGAUAUUAAGACGAGGUAACUAUAUUGUGAUAUUAAGACAAGAUAACUAUAUUUUGAUUACCGGAAAAGAACUCGGUCGUUUUCUGUGUAAAUUUGGUGCAGUUUGAUGACCAACUUCAAAGUAUUUCCAUCAGAUGUUUGAACUUUGAAAUCUAAUUGGCUGAUUCUGUGUACUAGAUUUAAACACACAACAGGCUGCAAACAUUUCGAUGUAGAUAAUAUGUAUCUUCUUCUGUCUUUGAAAACUGAACUUAACCUUAGUCCAGAUACUAUUGAAGCUCCUUAUCUAUGCUUUGGAAUAA
Mangifera indica (mango) is the source of this 2475-nucleotide messenger RNA. RefSeq names its product cryptochrome-1. Gene Ontology annotation, molecular function: DNA binding; FAD binding; blue light photoreceptor activity. Gene Ontology annotation, cellular component: nucleus; cytoplasm. The coding region runs from base 245 to 2176 and encodes 643 amino acids. Gene Ontology annotation, biological process: circadian regulation of gene expression; blue light signaling pathway; entrainment of circadian clock by photoperiod. NCBI's taxonomy places the organism in Eukaryota, Viridiplantae, Streptophyta, Magnoliopsida, Sapindales, Anacardiaceae. The transcript has 6 exons. The record is from RefSeq and is a predicted model, not a curated record.